AAAUUGUAAAAGACUAAAGCCAAAUAUAAAAAAGAACACGUACCCUUUUAGAUCUUGUCACCUCUUUACUCCACUUUUCUUCCCGCGUCAGGGACGGGCACGGAGUACUUCCGUUAUGUGACCUGGAAAUGCAGUUUGUUAUCUGAGUUUGUGUGUUUCAGACUUUGCAUCGUUUCUGUUUCUGCAACGUGGUUACUUUUAAUGUAUUUGUUUCGGCUCUCUGUGGGACGGUCUUUUAUUUGCAGCACGUUUCUGAUGUUUUGGAUUUUCGUAUGUGUUUUUGAAUUGGCAUCGUUCAUGAGGAAAAAGUUUUCCUUGUGUAAAUACUUAGCGGUUUUGCCGCGGGCUUUCCCUUCUUGACCACGCCUUGUAAACUUCAUAUUGACGUAUAGUAAGCCUGAAUUAAAAUACUACUGGAAGUAAGCGAUUGUGUAAUUGGUGCGCAUCCGCGAGUCACGUUGCUGUGUGAUCACGCAGCAUUGUGACAGCGUAGACGGGGGGGGGGGCAUAUCCAGAGGAUCCUGUGAAACUCCAACGUGUCUAAUCGCAGCUGCCGACUAGUGGCCGGUGAUACCCGAGUUCAAACAUCAUUUUGUUCCAUUACACAGACGAAGUUAGACCUUGUUCCUUCCUGUCUGCCUGGCUGUGGGACCACCUAUUGAAGAUGGAAACGAGUCACGGCGAAAUGCUUAAGAAACCUGUGCGCCUCAUCGCAGCGGUUUGCAAUGACAUGGGGAUCGGGAAAGACGGAAAAUUGCCUUGGAGUUUACCGUCUCAUCCACCAGGACAUUCUUUGCUCCAGAUCUGAAUUCCAGUACUUUCUCAACACUAUCACAAGGGUGUCGAGACCAGGCAAGAUGAACAUGAUAGUCUGGGGCAAACGGUGCUGGCAGUCCCGCCCAGAAAUACCAUUACCACUGCCCAAUGUCCUGCAUGUGGUGCUGAGUACGAAACUGAACACAGUUCCAGAACACGCCCAUUUCCUGUGCCAAGACUUUGAGAGUGCCAUCCGCCUGGGAGCACGGCCCCCACUUGCUGACCUGAUUGAGACCAUCUGGAGUGUUGGUGGGACGCAGGUCUACAAGGAUGCGUUGAAGCACCCAUGGUGUGACUUGAUUUACCUGACGGACAUCAUGGCAGAGUUUGACUGCGAUGUUUUCUUCCCUGACUUCGACAGAGGACUAUUUAAAGUACAAGAAAGAUUUCCUGAUGUACCGAGUGGAAUUCAAGAGGAGAACGGCAUUAAGUACAAAUGCCUCGUAUUCAAGAGAGUCACUGGUGAUACGGUGUAGAAAACGCACAAAGAAAAUCAAGACACCAUCAAUGAAUACUCAUGACUGUCUGUAUGAAGGAAAUUACUACAUGGGCACUGGAACACUUUUUAAAACUGUUGUUGGUAAACACAGUUCAUAUGCAAAUCAUUGCACUCUGGUUUUCUUUAUGUUAUACACAGUAUCCCGACUUUUUGGAAUCCCAGUUGUGGUCAUGGAGCCUUCCAGCUAGUCUAAAUAUGGUCCUAUAUGCUUUGCAAUCCAUAGAGAAUGUGAAACAGUGUGAGCGGCAACACUUAAAGAGCAGUUCAAAGUUUUAUAUGUAUGUAUUCUUUAUUUUGCCUCUCCAUUAAGUGAGGGUUUGAACGUCCAUCAAUAUGACAUCCACCCCCCCCCUCUCCUUCCUCCCUUUGAACACUCAAGUCCUCUCUCUCUCUGUUGUGAUCCCCAUAUAAUGAGAGCAAAGGAACCUUGAGGCAUAAAGUCAUGUCUUCUUUAGCUGGGAAGCUCGCUAUUAUUAAAGGGCAAAUAAAGAGCAUGUUUCAACAGCUUUUGUUGGCUUUGAAACAUUAAAGCAUCUUCAAAAUGAGACGGGGUGACAUUUUUAAAUGCUCUCUCUUGGUUUAAACAAUGCUAGGUAAGACUAUACGGAUCAUAUUAUUGAUAGUAUCAAAGUACAGCUUGUUGUCAUUACUGAUGAUUUUUUUCUGCCUCCAUAUGACUCACAUAAAAACCUUAUUAACAAAGUCAAACACAAUGGAAAAUCUAUUUGGCAUGAACAAACUGAAACUUGUCUUUGAACAAAUAUUGAAGAGUGCAUUCAAAUAACCCACUUCCAAGUGGAAGCAAAUGACAGGAAUGUUAUGUGGGUGCUUUUGAAAGGAUAAUACAGUAUACCAUAAACUCAGACACAGCUAAGAUUUCAUCCCUAAGGUGAACAUCAACACAACAGUCUUGUUUGUCCUCAGUUAUACUUUCUAAUACAUUUGAUAGACAAGUCAGCACGUUAUUAAAGUUAUGUUAUAAGGUGUUUUAUGAGAAGUUAUUAUGAUUAGAGAACUCCUAAAUGAGAUAAAUUCUUUAUUUGACAACAGACUACUUCAAAGAUAGACACAUUAAGAAGCUGUUACGUUUGUUUCAGGAGUUGUUAUACCCUCACCUCUUACCAGAUAAACUUACUCCUGCAAUAAAAGUAUGCUGCGAUUCAUGUCUAAUGUCUAAUUUUAUAGAUAUAAAUGAUCACAGGAACAGUAUGCAUCCAGUUCCAGCUUUAAUUCACUUGCAUCCAU
Molecule: messenger RNA, 2560 nt
Organism: Chelmon rostratus (copperband butterflyfish)
Lineage: Eukaryota; Metazoa; Chordata; Actinopteri; Chaetodontiformes; Chaetodontidae
Product: zgc:153031
Exons: 7
Coding region: 726-1292 (188 amino acids)
Biological process (GO): dihydrofolate metabolic process; tetrahydrofolate biosynthetic process; folic acid metabolic process
Cellular component (GO): mitochondrion
Molecular function (GO): NADP binding; dihydrofolate reductase activity
Source: RefSeq, a predicted model, not a curated record